Fusarium sp. VM40 is the source of this 1662-nucleotide messenger RNA. Lineage: Eukaryota; Fungi; Ascomycota; Sordariomycetes; Hypocreales; Nectriaceae. The record is from the annotation of a GenBank genome assembly.
AUGAGCGCUUCCUCCAACGUCGCUCGCAGGGCGGUUGCCCGGAACCCCUUGAUGGGAAAUGCCCGGGCUCUCUCGCGAGGUGUUACUCCGGCCAUUCUUGGUCGCCACGUCAGUCGACAUGCCAAAAUCCCCGCCAUUGCUCUAUUGAUUCCGCGGUCAAUGAGUACCGAUCAUCACCGACCCGAUGCCUCUUCUUCUGGCCCGCCCCCGGGAUUCAAUGCCGAGCAGGCUAAGAAGCCGCUUCCCAAGGAUGCCAGCGGUUCCCUGGUCGCCAAGAAGGAGGAUAAGAAGCUUGAAGCAAACCCCACGGGAUCCGCAGUACUGAAGCCAGCCGAUGCCGCAGCCACACCCAAGUCCGAUUCAGCAGAAAUUGUUGCCACCAAAGAAGGUGUGAUGGAAAAGGGCGAUGCCGCUCAAAAGGCAAAGGAGGAGAAGAAACUCACUAUCUGGGAGAAGGUCAAGAAGGAGGCUCACCACUACUGGGAUGGAUCUAAACUGAUGGCCGCCGAGGUCAAGAUCAGUUGGCGGUUGGCUCUCAAGAUGGCGGCCGGAUACGAGCUUACCCGUCGUGAGAACAAGCAGCUUCAGCGAACAGUCCAGGAUCUCGGCCGGUUAGUGCCUUUCUCAGUCUUCAUUAUCGUGCCUUUGGGUGAGGCUCUUCUGCCCCUUGCCCUCAAGCUCUUCCCCAACAUGCUUCCCAGCACGUUUGAGGGUCAAAAGUCAAAGGAGGCCAAGGCCACUCUUUUGCGAUCAACACGUAAGGAAGUCAGUCAGUUCCUAAGACAAACACUGGGCGAGUCUGGCCUACCAUUGAGCCAAGCAACAACGCAAAAAGAGGAGUUCUCCAACUUCUUCCGCAAGGUGCGUGCCACCGGCGAGGCCCCCACAGCCCAGGACGUUAUCAAGGUCUGCAAGGUCUUCCGCGAUGAUUUGACCCUGGACAACUUGUCACGACCCCAGCUCGUCUCCAUGUGCCGCUACAUGAACCUCAACACAUUCGGAACCGACAUGAUGCUCCGAUACCAAAUUCGCCAUCGUAUGCGCCAGAUCAAGCGUGACGACAAGGCCAUCAGUUACGAGGGUGUUGACAGCCUGACUGUUGCUGAGCUCCAAGCAGCCUGUGCUGCCCGCGGCAUCCGAACACACAGCGUCUCUCCCGCACGCAUGCGAGCUGAUCUUCAGACUUGGCUCGACCUCCGACUUAAGGAGGGUGUCCCCUCAACACUCCUUGUUCUGAGCAACGCCUAUAUGUACGGUCAAGGCUCGGGCGAGGGUUACAACCAGGUUGACGCACUGAUUGGUGUCAUGUCUGCCAUUCCCGAGGAGCUUUACCACGAGAUUGAGCUCGAGGUUCACAGCGCCGAGGGUGCUGCCACCAACAAGCAGCGACUUGAGGUUAUCAGGGAGCAGCAGGAGCUCAUUGAGGAUGAGGCGGAGCAAGAUCAGGCUAGUCAAAGCUCUGGUUUCGCCACUCCUCGAGACACAGAUGAUAUCGACGAGAAGGAAGAGAGAAUUGCACAGGCCCAGGCUGAGGGUCUUGGCAAGAAGCAGGUCACUGAGAUGGUUGAGGCCGAGAUGGAGCUGGCCAAGGCCGCCGAGUCUGCCGCUUCACUAGAGAAGGAGAUCCAUGCGAGCUCUGGGCCUUCAAAGGAGCAGAAGUAG